CAAGAAACUCGAAUAUUAAACGCGAUUAAGGCUUACCGCGAUGGCCAAAUCAGCAGCGUUCGCCAAGCCGCCAUAUCCUUCAAGGUCCCCAGAUCAACACUUCAAGACCGAAUCAACAACGUUCCUACCAGAAAGACCGCCCACGAACACCAACAACGCCUCACAGUUAAAGAGGAAGACUCUAUCGCUAAGUCAGCCCGCUUGAUGGCGUCCUGGGGGUGGCCUAUGACGAUUACCGCUAUCCGCGCCUUCGCAACCAAUCUCCUUGAGUCCAAGGGC
Pseudomassariella vexata is the source of this 279-nucleotide messenger RNA. RefSeq lists its product as uncharacterized. Gene Ontology annotation, molecular function: DNA binding. The record is from RefSeq and is a predicted model, not a curated record. The annotation marks the transcript as partial. Lineage: Eukaryota; Fungi; Ascomycota; Sordariomycetes; Amphisphaeriales; Pseudomassariaceae. The transcript has a single exon.